UCCUCGCUUAAAAAAAAAUAAGCUCGCCGCUCGUCAUCAUUUGUCGCCGGAUGUUGUCAGUUUAGUUCCGAGCGGCAAAUUCAAGAUGGAUUUAAUGAGGAGCCUCCAAUUCCUAAAAUUAAAUCACAUUCCACAAGACUGGGUGGAGGACGUGUGGGACGCAGAGUUCACAGAGGGAAAACCACUGGACGACAGUAUACAGGACGAGCUGACAGUCGGUGCAGACAAGGCUUUCAGAAGCUUGUUCCAGUGUUUAUGGGUCCAUGCUUCAGACCAGCAGCAGUCUGCAACCACAGAUGAUGUUUCACAGAGUAUCUGGAUUAUUCUUGGGAAGAAUGAGGUGUCGAUCAAGUCUCUGGUGGCCACGCUGUCCUUUUUUGUUCUGGCAGGAAAAGCCAAAACGGCCACCGUCCAGCAGAGGGUACUUGGUCUGAACGCCGCCUCAGUCUACCUGCUGCUUUUGGGAAUCCCAGGGAGCAUCGCCCACAAGGUUUUCCAUGAGGUUUUGUUGGACACGUGUUUAGACUUGACCUGUCACUGCUGGCCUCAGGACUCAGGAAAGAAGCGUAAGAAGGGUGGUCUGAAGGCCUCUCAGGCAGGAGGCAAACGUGCCAAACCAAAGCGGAAAGAUGCUCCAGAGAUGGAAGUCGAUGAGGAUGAGGAGGAAGAUGAGCUGAAUUUCUCCGGACAGGACUUGAUGAAGAUCAGAGAUGCGGUGGUUCUCCUGGUUCAAAGCCUGCUUAGACUCCUGCAAACAUUUCCACUCAAACACAGACCAGAGACUGCCAGCAACUGCACGCAGAUCUUCAUUAAGCUGCUUUACACUGAGCCUGUCAUUGGAGAGAUCCGGUUUGCUGUUGAACAAGAUAUCACCGCGCUUAAGAGUGUUCCUGAGAUGGCUUUCUACGGCAUGCAGCUGCUGCUUUCACCAAAACAUGGAGACCAGAAAGAAGCCCUGCGGAGCAUUUUCCACCGGCUUCUCUAUGUUAUCCUGAUGAUGAAUGAAGGCGAUGGAAGCAAUCCGUCCCUACUCGUACCCAGCCAAACCAUCCUCUCCACCCGCAACCAGGCCAUCCAAUUUGUUUGUCAUAUUGUGGAUGAGCUGAAAGAGCUUGGGCUGCCUUUUCUGCAAAUCCUCCUUCAGCAUAUCUGUAUCAAGAUGGUGGAGAAUAGUGAGUUUCGAAGCCAUGGAGCCCAGGCUGUGGCCAUGUUGACAUCUCACAUGGCCAGUCCAGACUAUGCCUGCUUCAUCAAGUGGCUGUAUGACUACUCCAGACACAAAAAGAUGGUGUGUCGGUUGUUUUCUGUGGACGUUGUGAUGGUUCUGCUGGAGCAGACAGAGAGGAGUUCAGAUGAGUGUCAGGACCCGGAGCUCUCCUGCUUCCUGCCACACAAGUUCCUCAUCCAGAACCUGCUGUUUGCUCGGCGGAAGGACAUCUCACCCACUGUCCAAGGCCAUGCCUUCAAUUGCCUAGCCCAGUGUCUGGAGCUGCCUUCCCUCAACGUCACCAGAGCUGUCCACACCCUCUUCUCUGGAACCCAGACAGUGCUGGAAGCUGAAAUCACAGAAGGAUGUUCCCAGCAGACUGGGACAACCUACCAUGCUCUGCCAUUCAGGACUGUGGAGAUCAGCACCACUGAUGGCUCAAACUGUGAGGCAAAGGAGAACCUGGCUCUUCUUCUGCAGCGUGUAUCAGACUCCAGUAUUAACGUGAGAAAGGCUGCACUGCAGGCCAUGGUGGGUCUCCUUAAACACAACGUUAUCCCAAUGAGCUGGGAAAUCCUGGAUAAGGUGUCAGAGCGCAGCAGAGACCCAGCUCUGUCUGUGAAGAAGAAGGCCCUGCAGUGUGUAGGAGAGCUGCUCACUGCUGCACCAGAGUGCAGUGUGGUGCAGAAGGCAUGGCUGCAUGGUGUGUUGCCUGCUGUGAUGGACUCUGACGUGCAGGAGAAAGCCCUAGAAGCUCUGGACCUGGUGCUGCUCAGCCAGGUCAAACAUUACUCUGCCAGCCGCCACCUGGAUGCUAGUCAGAGGCUGACCUGGGACCUAGUAGGACAGCUGUGUCACGACUGCAAGAACCUCAGCCGAUAUUUCAGCAUGGCUUUCACCAUCUGGUCAAGACGGAACAAGCUCACACAGGAGCUCAUGACCAACCUGAUCUCACACACUGAAGCUGAUCAUAGUGCUGGGGCAUGGCUGAUGCUCUCCAAGGUUGUCGCUUCAUCCCCUGGACUACCCUACGGGAAGAUCCUAGACGCCUGGGAAGGCAUGUUCAGUUCAAAGGAUGUAUCUGUUUCAACCCGCUGUCACAUCCUGUCUGUGAUGGGAGACAUUGCAGCACAUUUGAAUGAAUUUACCAAAGACAGGAUAGUUGAUGACCUGAUGUCUCGAUUGAAGACAUUUACUUUGUCUCUGGAGGAGAUCUCUGCAGCUCUUCAGGCUCUUUAUCAAUAUGGCUGCAGUGAAAAUGUCAAACAGACUCAGGGUUUUCUGAACCGGCACUGUGGCGAGCUGGUGUCUGUGUGCGAGGCGUAUUUAGCCGGCAUCCUCCUGAAAGAACAGGGAACCCAGAACCUCAAUGUGGAGCUGAUGGUCAAACACAUCCACACUCUGGGAGUGGCUUCUCUCCAUUGUCCUGCCAAGGUUGGCAAAAGGACAGUGUUGCUGGUGGAAUCUCUCCUCACGGAUUCUGUCAAACUGGCAGAGAACCAGGAGGAGCUACCAGCAUCACUGCCUCUGUCCCAGUUCAAAGCAAACUGUCUACCCACCAAAGUCAGAGCCCACGGAGUCCUUGCUUUAGGUAAACUUUGUCUGCAGCAUGAGGAUCUGGCCCACAAGUACCUGCCAGUGUUUGCCAGGGAGCUGGAGGUUGGCACGGAGGUUGCCGUGCGCAACAACGUGAUUGUGAUUAUGACUGAUCUUUGUGUUCGAUACACCAACCUGGCGGAACACUACAUCCCCAACAUGUCCAGUUGUCUGCGAGAUAAUGAAGCCAUCGUCAGGGAGCAGACUCUCAUCAUGCUGACAAAGCUGCUGCAGGAGGAUUUUGUGAAAUGGAGGGGCUCCCUCUUCUUUCGCUUCAUGAUAGCACUGGUUGACCCAGUCCCUGCCAUCGCCAGUGUGUGCGAAUACUGCCUGUUCCACCGGCUGCUGAAGAGCAACCCAGAAAUGUUCAGCAAGCACUUCAUUGAGUGUAUCUUCCACUUCAACUCCUACGACAAACACAAGUCUUACAACCAGUUCCCUCAAAGUGACAGAGAUAAGGUUCGCUUCUCCCUGAAAGGAGCUCAGCACCGUGAGAAUCGCUUUCGGAUCUACCGCCUCAUGUUGGAGCACUUCACAGAUGCCCAUCGCUUCAACAUCACGAUCAAGAUCAACCAGAACAUUUUAGAAUGCUUUGCAGAUAAGGAGCUGCCUCUGGAUGCAGAUGGUGCUGAAAUUCUGUCAGAGACCUUCAGCAUCUUGAGUCUGAAAGAGAUGAAGCUGCAGGCUAUAUCUGCUCCAACAGGAGGUGCUGCAGGGGAGGAACUAGAGAACAGGGCCACCAUGGCUCAGGCUGUCAUGCAGGCUACACAGAAGAAGCUGGCGUCACAGGUCCGGAAGAAGGCCUUCAUAGAGAACACAGUUCCUAUCAUCAUCAGCCUGAAGAACCUGCUGGAGCAGAAACGCUCCCCUGUCCUGAGAGACCUCAUGACCUACCUUCAGUUGACAAUGCAGGACUACCGUGAUGAGGUGAAGGACUUCUUCUCCAAAGAUGAGCAGCUGGCGCUUGAGGUGGAAUAUCUUCUGAAGACGGCUGAAAGGGAAAAACAGAUGGAAGAAGAGAUGGAAAGAGAGAUGGAAGAGCGGAUGAAGACGUUCAGCUUGACAGGAGACACCAGGACUCCCACUGCACAGCGUUCAGUCCAGGGCACUCCCGCCAGGUCGCCGGUUGGACAUCAACUGCCACAUCCAAACGUCUCGUCUAACAGACUGUCACACACUGACAGGAGUGUGCACAGAUCCAGGCAGGAGGAACAUGUCCCCUCUCAGCCACUCGCUCUGGAAGAAUCAGUGGCACCACGAAGAGCCGUGGGUAACAGAGUCAUCAGCACACCGAAAGAUGUCAGCAUCUUCAUGAGUUUUCAUGAAGAUAUCAGCAGAAUCGUCGGUGACCAAGACUCAAGUGUUGAUGGAGAGUCCUCUCUCCUUCACAUGCGUCCAGUUGAGCAGCAAACUCCUGGACGCCAGUGGAACGUGGAGUCUCCUCUCCGUCAAAAGAAAAGAUCAAAACAGUAGUUAACAUUGAGCUUCACUGAUAUGUUUGUGGCUGAUAAAUCUUCACCUUUUGUGGCAAUAUCUGUGGUGUCUUUUUUUCUAUGUUCUGCUUUUUAACCAAGUUAUUAUUACUGUUGUAUGGAAAUAAAAUGAAAUGUAUUCAUAUUUUAAA
Messenger RNA from Centropristis striata (black sea bass), 4427 nucleotides. It is a transcript of the gene ncapd3, whose product is annotated as non-SMC condensin II complex, subunit D3. Gene Ontology annotation, cellular component: condensed chromosome, centromeric region. NCBI's taxonomy places the organism in Eukaryota, Metazoa, Chordata, Actinopteri, Perciformes, Serranidae. Gene Ontology annotation, biological process: mitotic chromosome condensation; meiotic chromosome condensation. The record is from RefSeq and is a predicted model, not a curated record. The transcript is spliced from 35 exons. The coding region runs from base 86 to 4276 and encodes 1396 amino acids. Gene Ontology annotation, molecular function: histone binding.